Molecule: messenger RNA, 578 nt
Organism: Frieseomelitta varia
Lineage: Eukaryota; Metazoa; Arthropoda; Insecta; Hymenoptera; Apidae
Product: putative fatty acid elongation protein 4
Exons: 2
Coding region: 1-540 (179 amino acids)
Biological process (GO): fatty acid elongation, polyunsaturated fatty acid; very long-chain fatty acid biosynthetic process; sphingolipid biosynthetic process
Cellular component (GO): endoplasmic reticulum membrane
Molecular function (GO): fatty acid elongase activity
Source: RefSeq, a predicted model, not a curated record
AUGAGCGUCGGUGCUAAAACUCCCAUUCUUCGUUACUGGGGCUAUCUAUUUACUCUAUCAAAGCUAGUUGAAUUCGGCGACACAUUCUUCAUUGUGUUACGAAAACAACCCUUAAUAUUUCUACAUUGGUACCACCAUAUUGUGACAUGUCUUUACGGUUGGCUCUGCUACGUAGAAGAAGCAGAACACGUCAAGUGGUUUGGUCUUAUGAACGCUAUUAUUCACAGCUGUAUGUACACUUAUUAUACCUUCAAAGCAACGGGAUACCGUCUACCAAAAUGGUUAGCCAUGAUGAUCACUUCAUUACAAUUAUCACAAAUGUUUGUGGGCACUUUUCUAGCUAUGAUAAUUUACUAUUACAUAUAUAUUGCCAAAAUUAAAUGUCACAUUUCUUCGCUGAAUAUGACUAUUACUACAAUCAUGUACGUCAGUUAUGCCAUUCUUUUUUCUAGAUUUUUCAUACAGGCGUAUCUUUCUGACAAAUCUGUGAAGAACAUCGAAAAAAAAACCGAUGUCAAUAGCAAGUUGAAGGCUACCUGAAAUAUGUAUUGGAAAAUAUAUUUUUCAGUAUAUAAUAA